AUGAUGUGCUACGAAGUCUCCGCGGUGUCUAACUUCGCGCAAAACGACUCAGUUCCCUUCCAGUUCACCCAGGCACUUCUUCAUUUCCCGCCAAUCUCAAGCACCCGGCAUCCGAUGUCAUCCAGCUUGAAGAUCUACCAGCCGCUAGCCGUGGUUUUGCUUCUGCCGGGCACAUCACACAUCAGAAUGGGACCAUUACUGUUAUUACUACUAUUAACCUCAAAUGCCCAUGCUGUCACGGAGUGCCCUCGAGAAUGCGAAUGCGAUGCAAUACCUCCACAUAAUGCAUCUUGGGCUGUAUAUUGCCAUCGUGGCGGUAUUAACGACACACUCUUCGCUGAUAUUUUGAAUCGACUUCCGCCUACGUUGAAGGUUUUGGACGUUCAGACUGCGAGCUGGCGGCCGGCGAACAAGUUCAAAUGGAGCGAUAAUUUGAACAGAUUCAGCCAGCUCAAGCAGCUUCGUCUGGUGAGGUGCGGGAUUCCUGCCAUGAGCAGGAGUACCCGCCUGCCUUCGCUGGAACUGCUCGACCUGCACGGAAAUGAGAUCGAGCACGCCACUAUGGGCAACUUUGGCGGUAUGCCAAAUCUUCGUUUUCUGGACUUGAGCCAUAAUCAUCUCAGCAUUCUGCCCACUGGCGUAUUCACAUUUCUCCACAACCUCCGAUCUCUCUCCCUUUCCAACAAUAGUAUCACCGAACUAUCAGCAAACCUCUUGCGUGGGCUUCGAACGCUGAAAUCGCUACGACUCGACAGUAAUCGUAUUCCCAUCAAACAAAUCAACGAUCUUUUCGCGGAUGUGCCACAACUCGACGAAUUACAUCUGAACGACUGUCAUCUUAGCAGUAUUGCCAAUCUGUCACUGACCGAUGUGGCACAAUUACGUCAUCUUGGACUGGCUAAUAACAAUCUGCGCACGAUACCCACUCGAGAGUUAGGACAACUGGUACAUUUGGCUGUGCUUGACCUUAGCGGCAAUAGCCUCGAAGAAGUGGGCGCAUGUGCAUUCUGUUCUAAUAAUAUCUCUAGGCUUGACCUGUCACAUAAUCGUUUGGGAUUGGUCAAGCAUCCGUUUCAUGCCGAUGCUUUUCGAAAUAUACCGCUUGUGGAGCUAGAUAUUUCAUUCAAUCACCUGGACGAGUUUCAUUCGAGCUCUCUUGGUUGGGCUCAGGAGAGUCUUCGAACACUUAGCAUCGCUGGUAAUUCGCUUGGAGGAUUCAUUCCCGAUAUUACGGCUACACUACCGAAUUUGCACAGCUUGAACAUGGCCUAUAAUAACAUCGAUCAAAUUCCUAUUACUUUUCCACCACAAUACUAUCAUCUAGUAUUCCUUAAUCUUUCUGGAAAUGCUCUAAGCUUUUUACCAGACAAUCUGCCAUAUUUGCUGCCGAAUUUGAAGGAACUCGAUCUCUCGAACAAUAAAUUCUCAACGCUAUCGUUAUGCGAUGAGGCAUAUUUUACGCGUAGCGUAUGCAAGCCCGUACAUAUGCAAAACUCGAUAAGCUGCUUUGCAAAGCUUGACACACACGCAUGCACCAUCAACGAAUGUGCUGUACUGUUCGGCGCUCGAUAUGGAUUAUCCCAAAACAGCGAACUAUUCAUCCUGCUGGCUGCUCUGCUCUCAGCUGCACUAGUGCUGUCAAUUCUGCUGCUCUGCUUGUACUUCUUCCGAGAACGACAAUAUAAAGGCUCUUAUGUCACCCGGGAGCAUUCCCGGACGCCAUUGACAAUGACAAAUCAUAUCAGUUGCUCGUCAAGUACGAGUGCAGCCAGCGAACCGUUGACUCCGCCGAUGCCACCACCACCGCCAAAGGCAACGGCUGCUUAUUUCGGGAUAUAG
This is a messenger RNA of Cylicocyclus nassatus, 1839 nucleotides long. The record is from the annotation of a GenBank genome assembly. NCBI's taxonomy places the organism in Eukaryota, Metazoa, Nematoda, Chromadorea, Rhabditida, Strongylidae.